Molecule: messenger RNA, 3143 nt
Organism: Myripristis murdjan (pinecone soldierfish)
Lineage: Eukaryota; Metazoa; Chordata; Actinopteri; Holocentriformes; Holocentridae
Gene: ptx3a
Product: pentraxin 3, long a
Exons: 4
Coding region: 209-1627 (472 amino acids)
Biological process (GO): innate immune response
Molecular function (GO): complement component C1q complex binding
Source: RefSeq, a predicted model, not a curated record
CUUUCAGACACUCCUCCUCACACAUACAGAAGCAUUUCUCCCACUUGGAGACCCUCAUACAUUCCCUCUCUCUCUCUCUCUCUCUCUCACACACACACACACACACACACACACACACACUCACACACACAUACUCACACACACACGCGCGCACACGCACGCACACACACCUGCACACUCACAUACACACACAGACAGCAGCAGCAGCAUGUUUCGGUGGAGUCUCCCCCAGGCAGCGUGUGUGCUGUCGGUGUUCGUGUCUCUGGCUCUUGCCUAUGAGGAUGAUAUCGAGGUCAACUACUCUGACAACUACUACAAUGAAAUCACAGAGGGAGACCCGCAAGAACCCACACCGAGCACAGCCCCCUGUAAGAUUCCGGACCUGACCAAAUGGGACAAACUCUUCUCUAUGCUGGAGAACAGUCAGAUGAGGGAGAACAUGCUGCUGCAGUACGCUGACGACAUCGUCAAGGUGGAGAUGGGCUCACUGCGUGGAGAAAUGCUCAGGUUUGUUGCCCAGUACGGUGGCUCCUGUGGGGCAGCUGUGGAGACAGCAGGAAGACGGAUGUCCCUGCAGCUGGUGGCAAAAUUCAGAGAAGUCUUAGACCGCCUCAACCCUCAGGAAAGCAAGAAUGUUGCUGCCACUGGGAACUCUGCUGGGAAUUCAAACAACUUGGAGAUGUUGCUACAGCAGCUCCUCUCUGCAACCCGGACACAAACCUCCAGACUCACCAAGCUGGAGACCAGCUGCUUCAGCAAUGCCGGAGCUGUGAUGGGAACAGGAGGGGGAAUGCCGUCAACUUCUAAGAUGGGAUUUGAGGUUCCACAAGGUAGAGGAGGGCACAGGGCUCAGGAUGUGACGUCCCAAGAAGUGCAGGGGGCACUCGCAACACUGCGGCAGACAAAGACAGAGCUUGAGGAGGUGCUGAGGUCAUCAAGGCAGAGAUACCUGCCCGCAGGUUGUGAAAUGGCCCUUCUCUUCCCCAUGCGCUCCCGCCGCAUCUACACCUCCAUCAUACCGGAUGUCCCGCUCUCCCUCUCCUCCUUCACCGUGUGUCUGUGGGCCAAGCCGACCGCCGUCCUCAACAAAACCGUGCUGUACUCCUACGGAACUCGCCGGAACCCGUACGAGAUCCAGCUGCUGCUCAGCCGAACCUCAGCCCUCUUUACUGUAGGAGGAGAGGCUCACUUGGUGGAGGCGCGGGGCGUGGUCAAUGAGCCAGAGUGGAUCCACCUGUGUGGGACCUGGAGCUCCAAGCAGGGCCUGGCGUCACUGUGGGCGGAUGGGAGAAAGGUGGCUUCCACGCCCGGUGUGGCCGAGGGACACAUCUUACCCGACGGCGGCUCACUCCAGCUGGGGCAGGAGAGGAACGGCUGCUGCCCCGGAUCUCCCAGCGCAGGCGGAGGCAGCGGGAGCGGGGUGCCAGGGUUUGAGGGAGGGUUUGAAGCCAAGCUGGCGUUCCCGGGGAAGAUGACGGGGGUGAACAUGUGGAACAGGGUGCUGUCAGACGAGGAGAUUUCCCAGAUGGCUUUGCGGGACGGAAGCGGCUGCGAGAUGAGGGGGAACAUGGUGGCGUGGGGUGUGACAGAGAUGGUGCCCCAUGGAGGUGCUCAGUUCAUCAACUAACAGACUCUUACACUCCAUUCUGGAAAGUUUCAUCAGCAUCAUGGUCAUCAUCAUCAUCAUCGUCAUAGUGAAUAUCAGCGGCACCACAUGAGAAGCUUUCAUGUUACAUGUGCAGAGAACCAACUCACAGCUACUUUCAUCAUCAUCACCAUCAUCAUCAUCAUCAGUGCCUCAUUGCCAAAUGUCCCCAUCUUCAAAUGUUUUCAUCAUUAUUAUUUUUAUUAUUUUUACGCUUAUUGUUGUCUUUACCACCGUCACUGCUAUUUCCACGAACACUAACGCUGCCAGGAAUUCUACUGGACUUCAUGAAGUUCAAAUGAGAGAAAGCCAAUGCUGUGAGAGACUGAGGUUCAUUCAAGUAACGUUCCACAUUGAACUGAGGCUAAAACGCUUUCUCUGUCACACACAUACACCCACACAUGCAGGCAUAAAUCUAAAUAAUGUAGUCUAUUGUAUCGUACCAGGAAAAGAGAUGCAAGCAGCGUUUACCAAAGACUAAAGUAGGACUGCAAGAAAGGAAGGUAGAGAGGCAAAGAGUCUAUCGUUAAGGGAUGCUAGAAGUGAAUGAGUUGAUGAGUUGCUGAGCCAGAAUGUAUGAGGAGUCACUAGAUAGCCAUGCUGGUUGAGCAGAACAGGCAAAUCCCCUGUGUCUCUCAAAUUCUGUUGUGUUUGUCAGACAAUUUCCGGUGUAUUCUGAUGGGAAAAACGGCAAAUAAUUUGUUUUGGGAGUCAGGUAAAACUAUUGUCAUUGUCACAUGCAGUAUAUUUGCACAGAGGUUAUGGUUGAAGUUAGAAUUUGCAUCCCUGCCUUCACAGUUUUAUUUGUAAGAACAUGAAAAAUUUAAGACUGAUAAUCCCCCCGCACACAAUUAAAACGGCAAUCAGAGGUACAAUAUUAAUGUGGCAGAGGCAUGCGGUACAAUAUAAAAUAUAUGAAAUACUUGUGUGACUGAAAACUGCUGUACUUAUGUCCUUUCAAGCAUGGCCAACUAGUAACUCUUGAAAUAGCUUAAAAGUUAUAGAAAAUGUUUCAUUAAUGAAUUAUUUUGUUACCGUGAUUUUCCUAAAAAGUGAAUCUUUGAAAGCAUUUAAAGCAUUUCCAAUGUUGUACUCAUCAAAGUGUUUACAUUCAUAUGAAAUAGUUAAUUACAUUUAAACCAACUGUCUUUAUGUUUUUUGUUGUUUUUUUUCCCAGUAGUUUUCAUUUAAUUUUAGGGUAAUAUAUGUGUGUCUUCUAUUUUUUUUUUUAUCAUGGGUAAAGUAUAUGAUAUGAAAUUGUUAUGUGUCUGUUUUGAGAUGGAAAGGUUCUGAAUUUGAUGAGAUGAACUGUGGACAAUGUUUACAGAAUCUAAUCUUUGAUUAUCUAAUGUGACUUGUAUCAUACUGUAAAUUGCUUUUGCUGUUCUUAUUGAUCUUCUUAACAGGUGAAAUUGAAUGUAUUUUGUACAUAUAUAUUUUGCAUAACAAGACUGGAUGAACGGAGAGUGAGUUAUGAAUAAAACAGUUAUAGUCCAUU